Molecule: messenger RNA, 1494 nt
Organism: Trichoderma aggressivum f. europaeum
Lineage: Eukaryota; Fungi; Ascomycota; Sordariomycetes; Hypocreales; Hypocreaceae
Exons: 5
Coding region: 1-1494 (497 amino acids)
Source: RefSeq, a predicted model, not a curated record
AUGACAAGGUCCGCCAAAAGGCCUCCGCGAAGCCAUCUCCAAGCGGAAGCAAAAAGACAAGCCGGGACGCUUCCCAUCCCCCACGACAGUUUCCACGCCCUCUCAUUCUUCUCCCCUCCUCAGCUCGCCGCUUGCUUGCCCACUCACCGGUCUCGCUCCCCUUCACAGCAGCCCUGCUCCGGGGCGCGUGCCAUGGACAACGGCAGUCUCGGCGCCGACGACGUCAACGACAACGCAAGUGGCCUUUUAAAAGCAACAACCGCGAGUGCGCCAAUGUCUAAGCUUGCCGACUCCGACUCGACCGUCGACCAACGGGCCGAGAUGCACGUUCGACACGUCUUCCAACACGGCCUCAACCUGUCGGAAGAGCUCGAGAUGCUGCGCCACAAACUGCGCGUCCUCGACGACGUCGUUGAUCACCACGUUCUCUCUGGCUGUCUCGCCUGGUCUCCCGCUCUCACCCCCAUGUGCGCAAGUGUGUACAUGUACGGGCUGAUGCCCUGCCCGGCGUCGCGCGUAACCCCCUUCAUGUCCGACAUUGAAGAGGCUCGCGCGAUUCAGCACCGUUGCGAAUGCCUCGAGGCUGCUUGUGUUCGAGAUACUGCCCAUCUCCCGUUCUCCACGCAGCCCGCCGCCGCCGCCACCAACCCGCCUCAUGCAAGCCCCCAAUCCAUUUGUCAAAAUAUACUGCUGCUACUCCAUGCUACAUCUGCCUUGUACUCCAUACAUCGUCAGGCCCAAAAACAACAAGGCCGGGUCCUGUUGUUAGUUCGCCUUGCCCAGACGCUGACCUUUUCUCUCCCUCUCUUUUGCUCCCGCCAAAUAGACGUGGAUGCUGUCGAGCCCCUGAGAGGCUCUUCGCGAUCGGCGCCGCCAGGGUUCGGCUCUUGGCUGGACAAGCAUCUGGAGCUCCACGACCCUGUCCUCCGGGCCCAGCGGGAGUGCGGCAGCGAAGUUGUGUCCAGCGCUUAUCCGCUUCCCUCUCUAAAGUGCUGGGACGACCGGUGCAUCCACUACGUUUACGGUUUUCUCACCGAGCUUGAUCGGAGCAGCCACGCCCGAAUGCAUGCCUCUCACGCAAAGAGAGACUCGGAGCUCUCUGCCGCCAGCUCGUCGCUGUCCUCGUCGUCGGUUCUCGCCUCUGGCCUUGGGCGCGGUCCGUAUCUGUCCAAUGCCUCUGAACCGUUGGGCCCGUCGCCUCUCAUGCACCUUCCACGCCCCGCCCUGUCCUCCAAGCUCCCUCCUCUCAGAAUCCCGACGCCGUCGACCGAACGGCGAGACUCGCUCAUAACCUACGCAUACUCCAGCCGCUCCGCCGCCCCGAGGAGCGCCGUCGACGCCGAUGUCGAGCCCCUCCUCCCGCCAUUGAAGAGGAGCAGGGUCGGCAGCUUGCCUCGUCUCGAGUCCAUCGGAGAGCUUCGCCUCUUUCACGACCAGCGGCCAUGCCUCCGCUGUAAAGUGACCAAGAAGGAGGUGGGACACCGCUUUUCUUGA